AAAGUAGACUUGAAUCAAUAAAUUGUUAAACCCGAUUACGAUAACUUGUAGGACGUUGUGAAAAGAAUGCAGCAGUUUAUAUAAAUCAGUAUAUAUACAUUCGGUAAAAUUAUUUGAAAAUGUUAACUAGUAAUGUUAACAGUGUUUCUGAGGAAACUGAUUGGCCUACCUUCUUUAUUAUCCCAUUUGAUGCUUGUGGCCAAGUUAAAGUACUGCCCGAUGGAAGCAUAUACCUUAUUACCAAUGAAAACCAACAGAAUGAAGAUAGAACUAAUGAGGCUAUCCUCAAUAGCUUGGAGUCGAAUAGUGCAUAUCAGCCAGAAACAACAAAAGUUAUCAAAACUCAACCACAGUUUAAUCAACUGGAAGAAAUACCAGCACCUGUAGUACAGAACAAUAAAAUAGAUUCACCAUAUUCAUGUCCAGAUUGUCAGGCAACUUUCUCAACUCCCAAAGAACACUCAGAUCACUUAAAAUGGCAUAAAAAGUUUAAAUGUACCAAUUGUCCAGCUACCUACAACAUUGAAACCAACUUAAAGAUACACUUUGAGUUGGUGCAUCAGACUGAAAAUACCUUAAGAAACUGCCCAAUAUGUGGUAUUGCUUUAAGGUUCAAAAGGGCAGCUAGUUUGAAGUCACAUAUGAUGAUCCAUCAAGUUGAGGAGGUGUAUACAUGCCAGGAAUGUGAAGCUGAGUUUGAAAAAGAGAAUGAAUAUUCACAACAUGUCAUCUCUCACUAUUCCAAAAAAGAAGAACCAGAAGCUCCUUUAUCAUGUCCUCAGUGCAUACUUCAAUUUGAAACAAAAGAAGAGCUAAAACUUCACAAAGCCAACCAUACAAAAGCAUGGAAGUACUUCAAACGAAAAAGAACCAAACAAAAAGUUUCUGUUAAAAAGGAUAAUUAUACCUGUGAUAUUUGUAAAAAAGGUUUUAUCAAGAAGUCCCUUUUAGAGAGGCACGAGAGGAUACAUAGUGGAGAAAAGCCGUUUGAAUGUAAUAUAUGUCAGCAAACAUUCGGCCAGAAAGUAACUUUAGAAAACCAUUUACUAAAACACACAGGACGUAAGCCCUUUGCUUGCUUUUUGUGCCCAGCUAGAUUCAAUCAAAAAGGAAAUCUUAGAGUCCACAUCAACAAGACUCACACGGCGCCUCAAAACGGUCAGAAAGUGUUUAAAUGCUCACAAUGCUCAUGUAUGUUUAAGCGCAUAGCAUCCCUAAAUGGACACGUGACGAAAGCUCAUCUUACUGUAGAGUCUGCAGAAGAUGGUGUAGUUAACGACGUCAUGAAGAACCUGAAAGACCUAAAAACCACGAAUUUUGAGUCAUCUGUUACUUUAACAGAGUCUGGCAGCGAAAAAAAGUAUUCAGUAAAGUUGAAAAAAAUUGGUGAUACGAAAUGGUACAAGUGUACAUAUUGUUCCAAGUUGUGUAAGAAGCCUAGCGAUCUUAUAAGGCACAUCAGGAUACAUACAAAGGAAAGACCUUUCGAGUGUAAAUUGUGCCCUGCGACAUUUACUUCCAAGUCUGCCGUACAUAAUCACAAGAAGCUGCAUUUCGGUAAGAAAUUCAAAUGCGAUGUUUGUGACAGCGUUUUAGAUUCAAAUAUGGAAUACUUAAAUCAUCUACACAAAGGAGAAUGUGGAAAAUUGCUGUUAAAAGAAUCACCGGACCAAGCAGAAUCUGUAAUUAAUAAAGUACCCAAACAAACGGAUAAAACAGGUUCUGAUGUAGUCCCGGAAAUUUCAGCUCCAAACACUUCAGAGGCAGCCGUAGCAAAACCGUUCCAUUGCACGAUGUGUAGUGCAAGAUUUAUCAAAAAGACCAAUUUGCACAAGCACUUCCAGACACACGAAGGAGAGAAAUUUUACAAGUGUCCUUCGUGCUCAAAAGUAUUUAUGAGUAUGCACCAGUUGAAAGAACACACGAGUCAGCACACUAACAACAAAAAGUACCAUUGUAAGAUUUGUAGUAAGAAGUUUCCUACAGUUGCAAGGUUUCGAAGGCAUAUGGCGCAUCAUGCCGUCACAAAAACGUUAAAAUGUCCAUAUUGUCCUAGAAUUUUCCCAAACGUGGAACUCACUAAAAUUCACCUUAAGAUUUUUCACAAAAAAGGUCUGAUAGUGGAGGAAAGUGAACCAGCAAAUGAUAUUCACGAGCCUACAGCAAUUACAACAGCUAUAAGUAAAUCUGAAUCAGUGGAAGAUGAACAGUGUGAAAAUGCUGUAGCUACAGAAGUUAUUAAUAUAGAUAAUGCAGAACCUAUAGGAGAUGCUCAAAUAAAUGCGGAUUUUCAGACCUUCAGCGUUAAUUUGGAGGAUAUCCAAUUACUUAACAAUGGUGUAUUUAGUACUUUGGUAGAAAAUGUAACGGUUCCAGAGAACUUCCAGCUUGCCCCUGCUUCCACAGUGAUCGAACCGAAUCAAACCAAUGAAGUGCUUCUUUAUAACGCCCCUCCUCAACCUCUAGAGAACGUACCUGAAACAGCCGAAGAUGUCUAUGAUAACACUGGUACUAUAUUUCAACUUACAGAGAACAUAAACGACAAUAAAAAUAUGUACAAAGGAGCAAGUAUCUUAUGCAUGUCAUGCAAUCAGGUGUUUACGAACUAUUCUCUUUUCCAACAGCACGCCUGUAGAGAUAACUUCAAUGAUAAGACCGCCGUGGCUCUAACAGAAGACGAAAUCGAAGCGAGGAUACAGGAGAUCGAACAAACGCUAGGGAUAUUGCAAGACGGAAAUACCUGCUCAAAAGAUCCUCGUCAGCCGCAAGAUUUAGAUAGAAUAGAACCUUGUAAGAUAUUCCAAUGUCCGGCCUGCAACAAGGCAUUCAAAAGCAGGUUAGCUUUUAAGAAACACAUCAAGAUGCACUCGUGCUGGGAGUGUUACAAGUGUAAAAAGGUGUUGAUAGGGAAAAAUGCUUAUCUAGAGCACGUACAGUCUCAUAAAGACAGUAAGAUGUUUCCUUGUUUGUACUGCAAGAAACUGUUUAAGAAACCUUCAGAUUUGGAAAGACACCAUCGUAUACAUACAGGAGAGAAGCCAUUCGAAUGCACGAUCUGUCACAAAAAGUUCACUCUUCGGGCAACCCUUAAGAGCCACCUCCGAACACACGAUCCUCAACAAAAACAAUAUCCGUGUGACGUCUGCGACGUCCUUUAUUCUUCCAAAACCAGUUUGAAGAUGCAUAUGACCUUACACACAGGUGUAUUGCAUUACAAAUGCCCUGUCUGCAAAGCCGAGUUCCGAACGCCGAGUGCCAAAAGAGCUCACAUGGCGAUGGGUCACAAAACGGCACAUAAUAGCAAAACCAAAAGAAGGAAUAAAAUUGCCAACAUUUUGAGGUCUGCCAGUAACAAGUUAGUGCCACAGAGUGUAGAAGAGAUUCAAGAGGAAGUACACGAAUACGUGACGUACGAAGAUAUGCCAGUGGAAAUAGAUCAGGGACAAAUAUUAACCCAAACGGAAACUCUGGACCUCACGUCGCAAAUGACCAACCUCAAUCUUCCUGCAGGAGCCAUCCUGUCGACCAUACAGGAAGGCGACAUUACCGUGGAUCCCAGUUUACUACAGCAAUUUCAGAUGACCGACGUAGUGUUGACUAAUCCCGAACCGGAACCGGGAUCUUCGAUAAUAAUCGAUGACGUUAGCAGUUUUCUGAAUCUGAACCCUACGACCAAUAAUAUUCAGAUAGUUUCGAUGCCUGAAAAUGACGAAGGAGGAGUUACUAUUAGUAUUAAGGAAGAAACAGAGAUAACACCGAAAAAAGUUAAAUCAGAAAAGUCAAAACUAGCGGUUCAGUGCGACUUGUGCUUACGACUACUGGCUUCCAAAGACGGUUUGAGGAAACACAAGAAGAACGUACACGGGCACAAGAGGAAACACUCGUGCUUUAAGUGCGACGAUAAAUUCGACACCAAGGAGCAGCUUGCUGUGCACGAGAAAAUACAUUUGGCAGCUUUGCCGUGUCCGAUAUGCUCGCUGGCAUUCGAGAAUGAGGCGAUAUUGGAGGAACACUUGUACAGUGUUCACGGAAUCGCCAAGUCAAACGAAGAAACUCUUUCUUUGUUCAACUUGAAGCUAGCCUCGAUGGAUGAUCCAUUGUUAAAUAAAUACGGAGUAACGUACUUCAACUAAAACGUGUUUAACUCGUAAGUUAUGAUAGUUAUUAAAAGAUCUGGCUGUGUUCCUAUUAAAAUUUUUAGCUUUUCUGAAACUGCUGAAGAGUAUAACUUAGAUUAGAGAAAAUUCGCAUUGAUUUAGUACAGAUGUUAUAUUGUUGCCAGAAAAAUAUAAUGUUUAUUUAG
Messenger RNA from Diabrotica balteata, 4303 nucleotides. NCBI's taxonomy places the organism in Eukaryota, Metazoa, Arthropoda, Insecta, Coleoptera, Chrysomelidae. The record is from the annotation of a GenBank genome assembly.